Messenger RNA from Closterium sp. NIES-67, 1865 nucleotides. Lineage: Eukaryota; Viridiplantae; Streptophyta; Zygnematophyceae; Desmidiales; Closteriaceae. The record is from the annotation of a GenBank genome assembly.
UACUUAGCUGCGUCGUUGCUGCUCAUGGCAGUCAUCCCCUCACAGUGCUCGUCAGUUGCAUGCGGCUUGCAAUACGAUUGUCAACGUCAAGAGUGUGACCGUGUCGAAUACGAGCUGUCCGCGGCAACGCGAACUCUCUCCGCGAAGCUUGCUGCUCCGGUUGAGAAGGACGGCGGGCUUCCGUGUCGCAGCCCCGUUUUUGUCACAUCGGAUACUUUCACAGCCAUAAGGAGAAAUCCGCAAGCCGGCGCUUCCGUUGGCUCGUACCGCGACCACGUGACUGGGAAUUGGAAUCUGAAUCUAACUGAGUCUAAAUCUGAUUCGGUUUAGACAUUCCCAGUAGUCACAGAGCCAUGGAUCUCAAUUCCAGUAAAUUAACGUCGCAUGAGCAUGACCUACACGUGGCGGACGGUCGCACAGGUGUAGCCAUGGAGGAAGACGGUCGCACGGCGCCGUUCGAGGCGUCGCUCGUGCCGUAUGCGACGGACGAGCGUCGCACUCCGCACGGGCGAUGUCGUCGCGCUCCCUUCCACGGGCCCGUUGCACGCGCGCUGGGCCUCAAUGACUGGUUCUCGUCCGAGGUGUGGCGCGCGUCGCUAAUCGAGCUCGUGGGCACGGCGUCUCUCGUGUUCCUCUCCAUCCUAGGCACCACCUCCUGCCUUAACUCCUCCUUCACCUCGCCGCCUCUCGCCAUCGGCCUAAUCAACGGCCUCCUCCUAACUCUCCACAUCCUCGCCAUGGCUCCUGCUUCUGGCGGCCAUGUCAAUCCCUCCAUCACUAUUGCUACCUUCUUCGCCGGUCUCACCUCCCUCCCCCGCGCCGCCUUUUAUAUUGUAGCGCAGUUUGCUGGCAGUGUGCUUGGUGCGGCUUGUGCGCGGGGAGUGCUGCCUCCUGUACUCGCUACAAGGUACCUCCUUACAGGCUGCACAGUCUCGCUCCCCCAAUUACCUCUCCCGCCUUCUCCCCCUCUUCUUCCCUUCGUUAACAGCACAUCCUCUAACACUUCCAUUACAAGCACCCCUCCUCCACCGUUCUCUCCCCCGUCGGGUCUAUCCAUAGCCCAGGGGCUGCUCUCAGAAUCCAUCUUCACCUUCGCCCUUCUCUUCAUUGCCUUUGGAGUGGCUCUGGACCAAACGCAAGGUGCACUCUUCGGCCCCAUCAUCGCACCAAUCAUCAUAGGAGUGAUUCUUUCGCUCCUUAUUUUUAUUUCCGGUGCAAUCGCCCCGCCUGGGUACACUGGGGUUGGCAUGAACCCAGCCAGGUGCUUUGGUCCGGCAGCAGCUAUGGGUUCCGAGGCUGGGGUUCUGUGGGAGAACCUAUGGGUCUUUCUGGUAGGGCCGUUGCUGGGUGCGCUUGCCCUGGGGUUACUGUACAACCUUGUCCCUCCCAACCACGCAUCAGUGUACAGUGAUCCGGAACAGGGCAUGUUUCAUAUGUUCAGAGUGAAAGCAGCAGCAGGAGCAGCAGGCGCAUCAGGGGCAAUAGCAGCAGCAGAUGGGGAGGCAGCAGGAGACGGAGGAAGAGAUGGUGCCAGUAGUCUAUUGUUGCAUGAAAAGGCUCCCAUGUUGCAAGAUAGUCUCCAAGGGACAGGCAAGCCGAAUUUAGGGGCAGGCAGUCUGGAUAUGCGAGACACAGUGCAGAUUGUGCAUGAGUAAACACACAGCUCAGGCGGCUCAUGGGGUGAUGAGUCAGGAGCUGUGUGUGAUUCAAACUAGAGAUCUUAUGUCAACAAACAUAUCGUUCUGUCUAGACAUAUUUAGUUAGUUUACAUAUGUUUGUUAUAGCCUAGCUACAGGUCAGCUCUUCGAGGACAUUUUUUUUGUAUUUGUAUCUCCCUUCCCCCUCUUCCUAGUCACACUUUUUCC